Humulus lupulus (European hop) is the source of this 1830-nucleotide messenger RNA. RefSeq names its product probable protein phosphatase 2C 6. The record is from RefSeq and is a predicted model, not a curated record. Gene Ontology annotation, biological process: protein dephosphorylation. The coding region runs from base 101 to 1327 and encodes 408 amino acids. The transcript has 4 exons. Lineage: Eukaryota; Viridiplantae; Streptophyta; Magnoliopsida; Rosales; Cannabaceae. Gene Ontology annotation, molecular function: cation binding; protein serine/threonine phosphatase activity.
CAGUUGUCUUCUCGUUCUUAUUUUAUCCCAUCUCAACCCUUCUCUCUACCCUCUUUCUUUCUCUCUCCCUUUCUUGGUGAAUGUGAGUGCACUCUUGUACAUGGACAUCUCGGAAGACGAGCAACUCGAGCGAGACGACUCUGUAGGAGCGAUUGACUUGGAAUUAGCGUCGACGAGCUCGGGCUUGUCAUCUGUACUUACCGCCGACGAUUCUAGAAGUACCACCAGCUCCGGCGACGUGUCCAUGACCAGUAGCAGUUCCGGCGAGAUUCCGGUGAUGCUUGUUUCUGAGACGGUGGUAGUGCCUAUGCUUCCUGACAACGCCGCUGCCGCUUCAAUAGAAGGAACCGCCGCAGCGACGUUCACCGCGCCGGCUAGGCCGCUGAAGUGCGUGGGUAGGAAAAACAAUGGAGUGACUUGGGGUUUCACUUCGGUUAUUGGGAGGCGGAGGGAGAUGGAGGACGCUGUUGCAGUUGUUCCGGGAUUCAUGUCCCGCACGUGCGAUCACGUCGGUGGUUGUACGGCUCCUGGUUCUAGAACCUGCUCCGAGAUCUCUCCCGUUCAUUUUUUCGGAGUGUAUGAUGGUCAUGGUGGCUCUCAGGUAGCUAAAUUUUGUGCCGAGAGGCUGCAUGAGGUGAUAGCAGAAGAGUGGGCUCGGGACACUAUUGAAUACAAUGAAUGGCAGAGAAAGUGGGAAACAGCGUUUUCCAUAGGCCUUGAGAGGGCUGACAAUGAUCUCCUGACAGAGAACGUGGCACCAGAGAUGGUGGGAUCGACUGCGGUCGUUGCUGUUCUCUCUGGCUGCCAGAUUAUUACGUCGAAUUGUGGUGACUCCAGGGCCGUUCUUUGCCGUGGGACUCAGACAAUCCCACUGACUGUUGAUCAGAAGCCGGAUAGAGCAGACGAGCUCAUGAGAAUUGAAAGAGAGGGAGGGAAAGUCAUUAACUGGAACGGUGCUAGAGUAUUUGGAGUUCUUGCCAUGUCCAGAGCUAUAGGUGAUCGAUAUCUAAGGCCAUGGAUAAUUCCAGUGCCUGAGAUUCAGUUCAUGACGAGGACUGAAGAAGAUGAGUGCUUGAUUCUGGCUAGUGAUGGGCUUUGGGAUGUGAUGACAAACGACGAGGUUGGAGAGGUUGCUCGUCAUCUUCUCAGAAGACGUCGGCGGUUGAUGAUGAGUAGUAGCAGUAGUUCCUCUGAGGAUCAGAUAUCGCCAGCACAAUUUGUUGCUGAUAAUCUCACUGAAAUCGCUUGCGGAAGAAACAGCUCGGACAACAUUUCUAUCAUUGUUGUUGAUCUCAAAUCUAAGAGGAAACGACAACAAAGGCAAUGAAAAAGGGGAUAAGGAAUGAGAAUGAAGAAGAAAUCUCUUUAUAUCUUAUAUCUUUCUCUCUCUUUCUCUUGACAAUGCCAACUAUGAUUCACCCUGAUAAGUCAAAGGUAGGGAUUAAUCUAAGUAAUGGACACUCCACCCGUUCUGUAAAUGAUGAACAGGUUCCAUAAUUCCCACCUUUGACUUAUCUUGCCUAACUUGUACAGUCCUUACUAACAACAUGAAUCAGUUUGUUUAAACAGCCAAAUAUUUGAAGAAAAAACCAAAAAAAGAAAAGCUAGAUCAAUCCUCAAUUUUAAUUGGCUUGGUCCAGAAGAAAAAUUAGUAUUUCCUGGAGGAUGAAGAAGUCUACAAGAGAAGAUUUCAAAGGAUUAAUAGCUUGCAAUGAUGUUUAUUUAAUUGAAAUAAACUAAUUGUUUUAUUUCUCUUCAUCAUGAAUGUUACUCUCUCUAAAACACAGAAUGAGAAAAAGAAACUUGAAACUCUUGGAGAUUUGUCAGGGC